This is a messenger RNA of Spodoptera litura, 6004 nucleotides long. RefSeq names its product MLF1-adaptor molecule (gene Madm). Gene Ontology annotation, biological process: protein phosphorylation. The record is from RefSeq and is a predicted model, not a curated record. Lineage: Eukaryota; Metazoa; Arthropoda; Insecta; Lepidoptera; Noctuidae. Gene Ontology annotation, molecular function: protein kinase activity; ATP binding.
UUUGUGUCGGAUGGAAAUACGUCGAGAGCUACGCCGGCGGACAAUUUAUUUCAAUUAUCAUGAAUAAGCUCGGUGGAGACGCUGUGUGUUAUUGUUUGCUCUAGACAAAUAUAUUAACUAUAUUAUUCGUCAAGCAAAAGGUUUAUAGCGAGUGCCGUGUAACGAAUAAUGGUUUGGGAAGAAACUAUAGUGACGUCUCGCGAUUCAGCCUUGGAUAUUAUGGUUACGAGAAAAAGUAUAUUUUGAAAAUAUACCAAGUGUUUUCUUGUAAAAAACGUCUGUGAAGUAUUCAUCGACUGUGUGGUGGUUCCGUUCGACGUUGUUGGUGUUGCAUAUCGGUGUUAUGUCGGGUGGCAGGAGUAUCGACAAGGAGCGAAAGUCUCCUCGGGAAAGCGGGGAGGAUUCGGAGGAUGAGAGCGAGAUUCUCGAGGAGAGCCCCUGCGGCCGGUGGCUGAAGCGCCGAGAGGAGGUGGAACAACGCGAUGUCCCCGGCAUCGAUUGCGCUAACCUCGCCAUGGACACGGAGGAGGGUGUCGAAGUUGUGUGGAAUGAGGUUCAGUUCUCCGAGCGCAAGAACUUCAAGGCGCAGGAGGACAAAAUACAGGCGGUGUUCGACAACCUCACCAGGCUAGAACAUCCCAAUAUCGUCAAAUUCCACCGAUACUGGACAGACACACACAACGACAAACCUAGGGUAAUAUUCAUAACGGAGUACAUGUCCUGUGGCUCCUUGAAGCAGUUCUUGAAGCGCACCAAGCGGAACGUGAAGCGACUACCGCUGCAAGCCUGGAAGAGAUGGUGCACGCAGAUACUGUCUGCACUCAGUUACCUACACGGCUGCGUGCCUCCCAUCGUGCACGGGAACCUCACGUGCGACACAAUUUUCAUCCAACACAACGGGCUGGUGAAGAUCGGCUCGGUCGCUCCCGACGCCAUCCAUCAUCACGUCAAGACCUGCCGUGAAAACAUGAGGAACAUGCACUUUAUUGCACCGGAAUACGGAUCAUCACAAAUGGUGACGCCUGCGAUGGAUAUCUACUCAUUCGGAAUGUGCGCAUUGGAGACAGCGGCACUUGAGAUUCAGGGCAAUGGCGACUCUGGCAGCCACGUCACGGAGGAACACAUCGUACGGACGGUCGAGUCCUUGGAGGAGCCGCGCCAGAAGGACUUUAUAUACAGGUGUAUAAACAAGGACCCGGCCGCGCGGCCCACGGCGCGCGAGCUGCUCUUCCAUCCGCUACUGUUCGAGGUACACUCGCUCAAGCUGUUGGCGGCGCAUACUCUGGUCAAUACUACAGCGAACAUAUCGGAGACGAUCACGGACGAGGUGGCGGGCGGCAGCAGCGGCGAGGCGCUCGCCUGGACCGUCUGCGGCGGCGCGCGCCGCGCCCUGGCCGCGCGGGACCUGCCGCCGCACGCUGAGAAACUAGAGAAGUUCGUCGAGGACGUCAAGUACGGCAUCUACCCGCUGACGGCGUACGGGCGGCGGCGCGGCGCGGGGCGCGCGGCGUCCCCGGCCGAGCGCCUGGCCGAGUCGCAGCCCGCGUCGCCCGAGCCGCGCGACCUCGAGACACGACGCGUCGUCAACAUGAUGUGCAGCCUCAAGCCGCACCCACACCCCCACCCCGACACCUCGCCCGCCGACCUGUUGAUGACGAUCCUCCUGCGCAUGGACGACAAGAUGAACCGCCAGCUGACGUGCGCCGUGUCCCGCCGCGACACCGCCGCCGCGCUCGCGCACGAACUCGUGCAGCUCGGGUUCAUACACGAGGCGGACCGCGACAAGUUGUGCCGGUUGAUGGAGGAGUCCCUGCGCGGUAGUUUCGGUCACCCGGCGCGCGCCCAGCUGGCCAGCUAGUGCAGUACUGCGCCGUACGUAUGUCCAUACUUCCGGAGCACUUAGCUUUAUCGAUAUUUAAACAAGGUUUUUAGUCAACUAGUUGCGGAACCGGACUUGAACUGAACGUCGGCGUCGCGGGACGUCAGGGCCGAGCCCGCGGCCGCAGUAGUCUUUAGAUUAGAGUUAACGCAUAUUUAUACGUAGAAAUGAUGGGUCUUAUGAGAUUUUGUAUUGCCGUAUCAUGUAUUUUUACGUAAGUAUGAUAUGGUACCGAUUGAAUGUAUUCCGCGGAAUAUUUAACGGCUCACACUUAAAGCUUGUUUAAGCGGGGAUCGUCAGUUUCGUUUUUAAUAGUUAUUAUUUUUAAUGUUUAGAUCCUAAGAUGUGCAAAUGUAACGUAAUUUCUACAGUUUUUCAAUAAAAUAGAACCAUUUUUUUAUUAUUGCUUCCUAUAAUAGGUUGAGAAUCCCCGCAUAAACAAGUGUUCAUCUUAAAUCUUCCACGUUGGUCACAAGUUUACUCAACGACAGUUCCAGAAACAAACGAAAUUGAAGCGGAGGUAUUUGAUCGUGUUAAUGUAGCGCAGUGUUACGUACAUGGCGUACUUAGUGCGGCAACCAAUUACUUGGUUGAAGCACUAGGUGGGUAAUGGAACAGUUAGGUACCUUCUACUAUUGCAUUUCACCUCCCAAAAACUAACUAGUCGAGUGUGAAUCUAAAUCCGAUCAGCCGAAUCGUUCAUUUAAAUAAAUUGAUGCGCUUUCUUAAAGGAAAUUGUAAAAAUUCUAAGUUCUCUUUAAGACAAACAUGUAUGUAAAAAUUGUAAAAUUAUUGAAGAUUCGGAACGGUUCAUAAUUUAGUUCGAACAUCGAGUAUGCUUUAGUGAUGUAGAAUUUUGUAUGAAUGUGUAUAUGUUAUAAAUGAUAUUUAAAAGAAAAAAUAUUUAAAUUAAACGUUUACUUUUAAUUAUAUGUAUAGUGAGGCUUCCUCUUAGAGCUUUAUGGAUGUGGUUAUAAAUAAUAAGUAUACGGAAAAUUGAACAUACUCACUAUGAAGAUAAGGUUGAAAUUUGUACUGUACUCGCGUCGAUUAUUAUUACUUUUUACUACCGAGAGGUGUCAUUGGACUUGGUUUGUUGACUACAGUCAAGUAAUUUGUUAAGAUUUUGUAUGAGGCGCUUGUCGUAGGAUUGUUUUGUUGAGGACGUCUGUACCCCGACACUGCACGAGCUAGUUCGGUCGUCGUUUACCAAAGUUUGGUGAUGAGUUGAUAUACUUCCCACGAGCGAGGGUUACAGGCGUCCAGGCACACAUAUUGUAUGCGUGGUUAAAGUCAAUUGUCCAAACUUGUGAUGUUUUAAUGUAAUUUAAUAAUUUCUGGGAUUUUGUAUUGAUGUUAAGGAAUCUAAAACUACCAUUAGAUUUAUACGAAAUAAAUUUGCAUAAUUAGGUACAACAUUAAAUAAAUAUUUGUAGUAUCCACAGAGUCCGAUCGAAUUACUUCUUAUACGUCAAUACAAGAGCCAUUGUUGGAAUAUAAUAUUUUGCAUUUACACACAUACAUUUUGGUUUUAUACGGUGAUGUUUCAGUUAUUAUACGUAAAGCUAUAGUGGUGCUAGUAUGUAUGUACAGCAUUGUAUAAAAUUUGCUAUAUUGUAUUGUCUCGACAAACGGAACUACACAACUUUACACGGUGUAUUUUAUUACUUUUAGUAAUUUCCGUAACUUUACGUUGUUUGGAUUUAUUGAACAUUUUUUAUUAUAUUUCAAUUUGUUUAUCGCUUCUGAUGAAUAGUAAGUUGUGUAGUUAUGUUUGUGGUAUUAUUGUGUAUAUUGUCGUACAUAGUAUCGCUGCGGCACCGGUUCCUAGUUCGUUAUGUUUCGACAGUUUGGUGCUGACACACUAUUAUUUAUUGAAACAAAAUUAAGCUUCUGUCCUUUUGAAUGCAAGUAACUUACGAAUUUUGACGGUUUUUACCUUUAACUUCUAAGAAGCUGGUGACGUGACUGGUCCUAAAAUUAUCUUAAUUCAUAAGUUACGUACAAACUAAGGGACACCUAGUUUCACGUUUGUUUGACGCUAGUGGUGCCAAAUAUAUGAGGUGCCAACGAUUCGUUUUAAUUUCAAACGACAGUUUACUAAACCUUAGUUACUAAACCUUCCAAUCCAAAACAUAAGUAUUCCACAAGUAAAUCAGCUUGCCAUUGACAAUACAACCGCCUCCAUUCUCAAUCAAAUAUAUCGGUACACUUAGCGAAGGGACUUGGUAGAUACAAAUGUUCGCGUCGGUACAGUUUCGAUCCAAUUCAAUGUCUCUCGCUUCAACAGUUCUAACUCACUUGGUGGUUUCAGUACCACCUACUACGCCCUUACCAAUUCCCUGAGAUUUACAAGUCUUUUUGUUUUCUACUAUGUUUGUGAUAUUUGCGAUAGUACGAUGCGAACAGUCCGUCGGUCCCUGUAUCGCGUCGACCGAUGUUUGGUUAAGGAACGAACCGCGAGCGUGUGUCGGAGGAAACUGUGUGUCUCAUACUUUGUGUAGACAACCGGAAGAUCAUAUUUUUGUAAUGUUUCAUCUCGUUAUAGAUCUGAGUAGGGACUAGCUCGGUGACUCGCGACACUAGCGCCGCCAGUAGUGGCCGGGAGGACGCGGGGGGCGUAGAGUAGAGUAGAGUAGUGGAACCGAAAGACUGGCUAAUGUAAAGUAGGCGGCGCGCGCGGCUCCGGACGGACUUUGUCAUUCCUCGGCACUACAUCAAGCGUAUCUCUUAUUGAUAAGAUUAUAAUUUAUAAGGGUGCGGGAAUUUUCGUAUUCGUUACCAAAAAUAUGUACGCUUACUUAAAUAUAUAUAUUAGGAAAUAUAAUUAAAUUAUAAAAUAUUAGGAAAUUAUUAAAUUGAACAACUCGGUAUGUCGGACGCCGCGCGCGAGCCAUGUUGGGAGGCAGGUAUAAUAGCUAGUAAAUGGCGUGUUCUUUGUAAAUAUUCGCUUUUAGUCUAAAACUAUACUUAUAAAUGAUUAUUGUUGUAACUGUAAUUGAUUUACGUACGAUCUACUUAUCUACCUAUACAUACAAAUGCCGCUACAUUACUGAUUUGCUUGUAUUUAUGUAUCUCGCAUUUCUAUUUUGGGUUAAUAUACCAUUCGGCUGCUUCGGUUGGACGGCUUCGUGUUCAGAGAACAAUCCUACAUUUUGUAAAAAUAUAUUCUGUAUUCAGAUGAAAUUAAUAUUGUGAAGUGAUAAUUAUGAUUUAAUACAAGUAAAUGCUUAUAAUUCCAUUUUAACAAGCAAGACGUCCUCGGCCGAGCAGCUGUACUAACAUUUACUAGAAAGCCCAUCACAACGUUACCUACUGCUUUUGCAAUAAUUAACAUAACUCCUUACAUUAUUUAUGUUCCUAUAUGUACCAUUUCACUUGGAAGGCGCUACAUCUGCAUCUCAUUACCAGCACAUUACCAGUGCAAACUUUUCAGAAUGUCUUUAUGGUGCUAUGUAGUUCCAUACUAAACUUAGGCCCCCGGAUCACUUAAACAUUUUCUCGAAGAGGCUGGAUCACCUUACUUUAGCGGUAUAAAUCUAAAGACGUAGUUGAUAAAGCCCAUUGUAACUUGUAACUAAAAGCCUAAGUUGUAACGAAAGUUAUAGAUCUUGUUGUACAAGUUGUCCUGCAUUGUGACCGAUAGAUGGCGCCCAUGAGUCGAAUGGUACCUUAUUUAAUUUAUACUUCUAUUUUAGUUUCACUCACAUUUAUUUGUUGAACGUUGUAUUUACGACAAGUGAACACAUUAUUUAGUUUGAUUAACAAUAUGUUGUUGUAUAUAAUUACCCGAUUAGUGUUCUGGUUUUUCUUUUGUUUAUCCAAAGAGAAAAAUGUGUUCAUCUAUGAAAAAUAUUUUAAUUUGCGUUUUAUGAGAUUGUAACAUAAUUAUUUAUUGGAUCCAGAAUUGCAUUUCCCACUCGAUUUUAUGUUUUCGACUACAGGUGUCAUGUCCAAGUAACCGAAGUAUGAUUUAGCUAUAGUACAUAUUAUUAUUGUAAUGAUACCUAUUAUGAUUAUGCUCAAAGUGACUUGUAAAGAAUCCAUAACUAAAUAUGAUCGAACGAUCGAGUGAUGUUUGCGUACUAUUCUACAAUAAAGAACGUCAAUAAAGUGUAUUUUAAA